AGGCGGAAGAUGGCGGCGGCCGCGGCGGCGCUGCGGGCCUGGUUCUGGAACGAGCGGUUCUGGCUGCCGCACAACGUGACGUGGGCGGACCUCGCCGGGGAACCGGGCCCACCGGGCGGUGGCGGGUUGCAGUACCCCCGGGCCGGCCACGUCCUCUCCGCUUUCCCGCUGGCGCUCGGCAUCUUCGCCGUGCGGCUUCUUUUCGAGAGGUUUAUUGCCAAGCCAUGUGCCAUAAACCUUGGCAUUCAGGACAGUGGACCUCACAGAGCCCAGCCCAAUGCAAUUUUAGAGAAAGUGUUUACAUCCAUCACUAAGUCUCCAGAUGGGAAGAGGUUGGAAGGCUUGGCAAAACAGCUGGACUGGGACGUUCGGAAGAUCCAGCGGUGGUUUCGGCAUCGGAGGAACCAGGACAAACCCACCACCCUCACUAAAUUUUGUGAGAGCAUGUGGAGAUUUACAUUUUAUUUAAGUAUAUUUUUUUAUGGAAUCAGGUUUCUCUGGACGGCACCCUGGUUUUGGGACACACGACAGUGCUGGUACAAUUACCCUUUUCAGCCUCUAACAUCCAGGCUUUAUUAUUACUAUAUCUUGGAGCUGGCCUUCUAUUGGUCUCUCAUGUUUUCUCAGUUUACAGACAUUAAACGGAAGGAUUUCCUGAUCAUGUUUGUCCAUCAUUUGGCUACAAUAGGACUCAUUACCUUCUCUUACAUGAACAACAUGGUGCGGGUUGGGACUCUGGUGCUCUGCCUCCACGAUGCAUCAGAUUUCCUUUUAGAGGCUGCAAAGCUAGCUAAUUAUGCCAAGUACCAACGACUCUGUGAUGCUUUCUUCAUGCUCUUUGGUGUCGUUUUCAUUGUUACACGGUUGGGCAUUUAUCCUUUCUGGAUUUUGAAUACAACCCUUUUUGAAAGCUGGGAGUUGAUCGGUCCUUACCCUUCCUGGUGGCUCUUCAAUGGGCUUUUGGUAACCUUGCAGGUCUUGCAUAUCAUCUGGUCUUAUCUCAUCAUUCGCACUGCCUACAAGGCCCUCGUGCGGGGAAAGGUGUCCAAGGACGACAGGAGCGACGUGGAGAGCAGCUCUGAGGAGGAGGAGGUGACACCCAGGACCCCCAAAGGAACCCCCAGAGGGACCCCCAGCAACGGGUCCAGCCGGGCUAAUGGCCACGUGGCCAGUGGCCAGCGGGCACAGGAGGACUGAGGCCAAGGAGCAACCAGGACUUGGGCUCCCAACCCCUCUGCUGAGCUCCCUGAGACCCCAAAACCCUGAGGGGGGCCGGAGCCAGGAGCAGCCCCGAGGCUGAAGGGACAAAACCCCAGAGUGGGGGCAACAACAAACCAGAGCUGCAGAGUUCAGCAGUUUUGUUUUGUUUUUUUUUUUUUUAAAAAAAAAAGCCA
Molecule: messenger RNA, 1394 nt
Organism: Calypte anna (Anna's hummingbird)
Lineage: Eukaryota; Metazoa; Chordata; Aves; Apodiformes; Trochilidae
Gene: CERS5
Product: ceramide synthase 5
Exons: 10
Biological process (GO): ceramide biosynthetic process
Cellular component (GO): membrane
Molecular function (GO): sphingosine N-acyltransferase activity; DNA binding
Source: RefSeq, a predicted model, not a curated record